UGCGUUGUGGAACCACGGCAGUGUGUGGACUCAGCCGGAGCUGGAGAAGGCAGCAGCGGAGCAGUGGAGCGCAGGGUGAUCUUCACAUGGGAGUCCGACGGAGUGCCUCCUAACAUCAGAGGCUCAUUUUGGGAAGACACCGCCAACACCAGAGGAGCUUUUUCCAUGAGAUCCAUCUUGCAUUUCCUUCUGUGUCCCCCUUGUGAAAAUGGGGUGAUUUCCUUCUUUCAUCAUCCUGUUGAGUAACCUGGAACCGGCCCAGGGCAGAACCCACUGAUGUCAGAGGAUUCAGACUCCAAGCUCUAUUGCUUCUCGGUGCAGGAGGACCAUGAUGAAGCGUCAGAGUGUAGAGCGUCCACCUCCGGCACCACCUCAAUCUCCAGGGGGGCGUCGGGGUGCAACUCAGUGGCGCAGCUCCACAGGUUGAGCGCCUACGGCCAAGCCCGGCCCAGUCUGGGCCUUUCUUCAGAAGGGAGCGACAGCAGCGGGCAAGACCCCCAAUCUUCACCAUGCAACAUUCGCAAGAACGCACACUCUCGGCUGCUGCCCGAAGAGGACAUGGAGAUAAAGAGCAGCGGGUCCAGUGGGAGUGGGACGGAAUCUCAUGGCAAUGAAAGCCAUGGAAACGACAGCAACGGGAACGAAAGCCACAGCCACGAGUCCCUCGGCAGCUCCAAUGGCAACAGUAAGGACUCAGCAUUGCUGGAGUCAUCUGGAAGCCAUAAAAGUUCAAACUCCCACAGUCCAUCUCCUCCAAGCAGCUCCAACGCCUUCAGUUUGCUGAGCUCAGAGCAGGACAACCCUUCAACCAGUGGCUGCAGUAGUCAGGAGUCUGCCAAAGCAAAGACCCAGAAAGAGGUGAUCAAAACCUUAAAGGAGCUGAAGCGUCACCUGCCUGAAGAAAAGAGACACAACAACAAGUCCACCACGCUGAACACCCUCAAGUAUGCGCUUCGCUGCGUCAAACAGGUGGAAGCCAAUGAGGAGUAUUACCAGCUGCUGAUGAUCAACGACAGUCAGCCCUCUGGUCUGGACGUUUCUUCUUACACCAUUGAGGAAAUAGACAGCAUCACAUCUGAAUAUACUCUCAAAAACAACGACAUUUUUGCGGUGGUAGUGUCUCUCAUCACAGGAAGGAUCAUCUACAUUUCUGAUCAGGCUGCCUCCAUCCUGAACUGCAAAAGAGACGUGUUCACUGACUCCAAGUUUGUGGAGUUUCUCACGCCGCAGGACGUCAGCGUGUUCUACAGCUUCACCACUCCAUACCGCCUGCCCUCCUGGAGCAUGUGCACUGGAGCAGAGUCAUCCCCACCUGACUGCAUACAGGAGAAGUCCUUUUUCUGUCGUAUCAGUGUUGGUAAAGAGAACGAGGGCGACCUGCGAUACUAUCCUUUCCGCAUGACGCCUUACCUGAUGAAGGUCCAGGACACACGCCACUCGGAGGACCAGUUCUGCUGCCUCCUCCUGGCUGAGAGGGUUCACUCCGGUUAUGAUGGUGAGAGCCUAACUGGAGCCCCCAGAAUUCCAACAGACAAGCGUAUUUUCACCACCACACACACUCCGACUUGUGUAUUCCAGGAUGUAGAUGAAAGGGCGGUUCCUCUUCUCGGGUACCUUCCUCAAGACCUGAUUGGUACCCAAAUUCUCCUUCACCUGCAUCCGAAUGACCGCCCAAUGAUGCUGGCCAUCCAUAGAAAAAUUGUUCAGCAUGCUGGGCAGCCAUUUGACCACUCAUCAUUACGCUUCUGUGCUCAAAAUGGAGAAUAUAUCAUCCUCGACACAAGCUGGUCCAGCUUUGUCAACCCCUGGAGCCGGAAGGUCUCCUUUGUUAUCGGAAAACACAAAGUCCGCAUGGGUCCUGUGAAUGAAGAUGUUUUCAUGAGCCCGGUCUGUGCCGACGGCCACAUGAAGACCAUGGACUCUGACGUCCAGGAGCUGACUGAGCAGAUCCAUCGGCUGCUGCUUCAGUCGGUUCACAACAGUGGGUCCAGCGGCUACAGCAGUCUGAACAGCAACGACCAUCUCCUGAGCUUGACCUGCUCCAGUGAGAGUCUUAGCAACGAUAAUGGAAGCAAGCUGCAGCCAGAGGAAGGAGAAGCCAGCGGCAAAACCAGACUUCGAUCUUUUCAGGAAAUUUGUAAGGGAAUUCACCGUCAGAAGAGCCAGGAACAGCAAUCUGCCAAAUCCGACUGCAACAAACUCAACAAAGGGCCUGUAGAGAAAAGCCAACCUGUGGUUCGUGUUAAAGACUCUGCCCCUUCUAUUAACCGGAGGGGAGCAAAGAUGGAGGACGGCAGAGACCCUUUCCAGGAUGAACUGGCUUUCAAUUAUCAGGGUGUCUACUCCUACCAGCAGAUCAGCUGCCUGGACAGUGUUAUAAGGUACUUGGAGAGUUGUAACAUUCCUGUCACCAUGAAGAGGAAGUGCCAGUCCUCGUCCAACACCACAUCCUCUAACUCGGACGAAGACAGGCAGAAAGGGCCCACCAGCAUGCAAGUGUCUAGAGAGCCAGUGUUAUUGAAGGAUCAGUCUGCUCUCUCUGCUCGGGAUGAUCCUGACAAAAAGUCCACUAAUGCGACCACAGCGGUAGUGGGCACUCAGCUGCCCCUAUCUGUUCCAAACAAACCAGAAAGCGUGGUGUCCAUAACCAGCCAGUGCAGCUACAGUAGCACCAUAGUACAUGUUGGGGACAAGAAACCUCAGCCAGAGUCAGAAAUAACAGAGGAUGUUCCAGGAGCAGGAGAGGUGCUUGAAUACUGCAAGAACCCCGGAGCUCCUCCUUGUGUGGUUUCUCCUCCCAGCCAGGGGAAGGAGUCCUACAGGAAACUGGGCCUGACUAAGGAGGUGUUGGCAGCUCACACUCAGAAAGAGGAGCAGCUUUUUCUGUGUCGGUUUAAAGAUCAUUGUGGACUUGAUGCUCUCAAACCAAAGUGCUCUCAGUGUCUGGAGCCUCAAGGAGGGGAGAUCAGGAGCAACGCUCGACGUGUCACCCAACCAGGCAGACAGGAAAGACCACCUGCAGAACUGCCCCCGCGCCGAGGACCACGGAAAAAGAAAUCCAAGUCAAAGCGAGCGAAGCGCAUCACCUCCACUGAAAAUAAAGCAGUCAAACAGGCACUGCCGCAGCCUCCCCAGCCAAAGCAGGUCCCUAAACACCCCGCAGGUCCCCCCCAUGAUGCCUCGCAGUCUAUCCCCCCCACAGUACAUCCCUCCAUGCUACAAGGCAUGCCCCUGCAGCUGUACCCCACCGUCAGCCCCUCAUCUCCACCCACAGAGGCCACACAGCAAGGCUUUAUGGGGGCCCAAAAUUCUCCUUUUGCUCCCAUGAUGGCACCUGUUGUUGCUUUUCUUAUGCCUAACUACCUGUACCCUGCAAUGGCUUCUGGACAUCUACUGCCUUUCCAGCCAGUAGUCCAUGCUGGGGACACUCCCACCCACAUGCAGCCAGCGGGUCAGGCCGCCUUUCUGGGCCAAUGUAACCCCACACCACAGUCUGUCCCCGGCAAUCAGAACCAGUUAAACUCCAGCAACUCCUUUGCCCCGUUAGCAGGCUACAUAACGCCGUCGUUUUAUUUCCCAUCACCCUCGGAAACCCCCAAGCCUCAAGCAGAGAUGCUCUCGCGUUCCUCCACACCAGAGUCCGGUGAAGCAGGAAGUGAGGCGUCCCCUCCUUUGUUCCAGUCUCGCUGCAGCUCCCCCCUCAACCUGCUGGAGCUGGAACUCUCUGUGGACAGGCAGGACAACCCUGGUCUCACCUCCGGAGGACACAUGACGGAAAGGGAGAGAGGAGGAAGCAUCUGCCAGGCCAAGGAGAGGGAUCUGAAACAGCCCUCUCUCAGUCUCCUUGGUCCUCCUGGACCCUUGUAUUUCGAGGGUACAUCCAGUGUCUAUGAGCGUUUGUCUUGGGAUAAAGUGUGGUCUAGGCUGUGGGCUUGGAGCGACGAGAGAAGUUCACGUGGUAACGAUGUUAACAGCGAUGCCAACUCCUCAUCCAGCGACAUGUUGGAGAUCCUUCUCCAAGAGGACUCCUGCUCAGCCACCUCAGGCUCGAUGGGGUCGGGAUCCAACGGCUGCGGCACCUCGGCCAGCGGGACGUCGCAGAGCAGGACAUCAGCCAGUGGAGCCUCAGCAAGUGGGGUUUCAGACAGUCGCUCAGGAAGCAACAACAGCAGCAACUACUUUGGCAGCGUGGACUCAUCUCAGAGAAGCCAGAAACCGAAGAGUACCUUGAGCAAAAGUGAGGGAAUGCCUGUGGAGAUGGAGCAGAGUGAGCAGGUCAUCAAGUGCGUUCUACAGGACCCACUCUGGCGGCUCAUGGCCAACACAGAUGAGAAAACCAUGUUGACCUAUCAGCUGCCCUCACGUAACUUACAGAAUGUGCUCGCAGAAGACAAAGAGAAGCUCAGGCUGCUGCAGAAGUGCCAGCCUCGCUUCUCUGAGGAGCAGAGAAAGGAACUUGUGGAUGUCCAUCCAUGGAUGAAAAAGGGAGGUUUGCCCAAAGCCAUAGAUAUUAAGGGCUGCUCCUGCUGUGAUAAUACCUCAGAGGCGGCACAGGAAGUUGGUCUGCCAGAGCUGGAUCUAAGCGAUGCAGAAACCAGGGAACUCAGCUGCCUGCAGAUGUCUGUAGAAGAUCCCCUUAAUUCUUCUGAUAAAAGUUUUCAAAGUCCUCAGAUCCAAGUAACAAGACAGCAAACUGAUGCUGAAGAGCCUGUUGUUACCUGACAGCCUGGUAUUACUUCAAACUGUGAAGAGUUUUUUUGUUUUGUUUUUUUUUUAGAAAGAAGGGCUCUUACUUUUUAUGGCUCAUUGUUUAAUUUGGAAACCUUGGAACUAUGUAAAUAUAAGUUGUGGCCAUAAAAAUAUGUUGUUUUUUAAGCCACACUUGGUAUUUUCAGAGUAACUGCUGGAUCUCUUGGACUAAAUUUAUUAAUGAAUGUGUUUAAUAGUUGCACAAAGUUUGUUGCACCUUUAACCUUUUUUUUUUGCACCAACAAAUGGAUUUGAUAAGAUUCUACAGAUGUGGGCAGAUGGGAUCUGAAAACUCUUUAUUUGUGUUUUGUGAGCUACAACACUGUACUUUGCCAGCAUGCUGGAAGGGGUGUUAAGUCACUUGUUACACAUCAAGCACCAAAUGUGCACUUCAGGGGCUGCAGCAACAGGAAAAAAUCUUUGAGAAAUUAAGUUUUUGCUCAUAAUGAAGCAAAAGUAACUGCACUGUAGUGACAACCCCAUCAAAGCACAUUCACACUAGGAAAAUGUAUGGAAGACUCUGACUGAAUGCUCCAAUGUUAAACCACUGUUUGAAACAUAGAGCAUUAUUAGGUUUAUAAAUUUUUCUUCCAAAUAAUUGGAGAAUAAGGUGAACAUCUGAAGAUCGUACAUCACUAAAAAAAAACAAAAAAACAUACACGAUGCCAUCUAUGAGCAUUUUUACAUAGGCCUAAUAAUCUCACCAAAUAUAAUUUUUCAUUCUCUUCAGAGUCUUUUUUCCUGUUACUAAAUGCUGUUUAACUUGCAUUUAGUCAUCUUUACUGCACAGAACACAGCAUUUGUUCCAGAUGUGAAGUUUAAAUAAGCUGCUUUAUUUUGAAGCUUGCCUAAAUGUUUGUACGUGUGUCUAUAAAUAUAUAUUUUUAUGCUUUUGUAAAUGACAUCUGACAAAAAGAGAAGAAAAAAAAGUACUAAGUUAUUGAAAACCAAGCAGGACCAAAUGACUAAUAUUAAGAAAAAAAUGUUAGUUUUGUACAUCAAGACAUUUCCCUACCUAAAGGUGUUAUUUAGGUUUUAUAGUGAAUGUGUACCCCACUUUAAUAAAAUGCAUGCCGUCUUA
Oryzias latipes (Japanese medaka) is the source of this 5830-nucleotide messenger RNA. The record is from RefSeq and is a predicted model, not a curated record. NCBI's taxonomy places the organism in Eukaryota, Metazoa, Chordata, Actinopteri, Beloniformes, Adrianichthyidae.